AAACGACAAUUCAAAAGUGUCACAGAACUUGCAAAGUCCACAACGUGAGCGAAUAGUGUUUUGUUAAAAAUUAAAUUUAUAAUAAAAAAAUUUGUAGUAAUAAAGAAAAUUGAAAGGACUUUUCCGGUGAAAAAACUGAAAAUAAAUUUAAUUCUUUUUUGUGAUAUAAAUUUUUUAAUUGUCCUUGAAAAUGCGUCUGCUGUUGGAUAAGCAAAUCGAACUUAUCGAUCCUUCGGAACUUUUACGCCCCGAACCCGCUUUCGCCGAUAAAUGUCUGUCGAAAUUUCGCGAUUACAGUAUAAACGAGGAAGAUCCUCUAAAGGAGCGCGUACGCAGAACCUAUCGUGCUAUGCAUCUUAAUCAAACGGUUGAUUUCGUGAAAGCACGCCAUGAACGCUGGCUCAAAUUCAAUACUUUCCAGGCGACCGUACGCGAAGCGCUCGAGAAGCUCAACGAUCUGGUUGAUGAGUCAGACCCCGAUAUUGAUCUGCCAAAUAUCGUACACGCCUUCCAAGCAGCCGAACGUGCACGCGAGGAAUACCCCGAACUCGAUUGGCUACAUUUGACCGCACUCAUACACGAUCUCGGCAAAGUGAUGGCUUUCUACGACGAACCACAAUGGGCCGUGGUUGGCGACACCUUUCCGGUGGGUUGUAAAUGGGGUUCCAGCAUUGUGUAUCGCGACCAUAGCUUCGAAGGUAAUCCCGAUGGCGAAAAUCCAAAAUACAACAGCAAAUAUGGGAUUUAUGAACCAAAUUGUGGUGUUGAGAAUUUGCUCAUGUCCUGGGGACAUGACGAAUAUAUGUAUCGUGUGUUGAAGCAUAACAAGACUAAGCUGCCACAUGUGGCAUGUAACAUUAUACGUUUCCAUUCGUUCUAUCCAUGGCAUAAUGGCGGCGACUAUAAGCACUUGGAAGCGCCUGGCGAUGAGGAGACAAAGAAGUGGGUAUUGAUUUUCAAUCGCUAUGAUUUGUAUACCAAGAGCGAGAACUUGCCUGAUAUUGACGCUUUAUGGCCUUACUACCAAUCUUUGAUUGACAAGUAUUUACCUGGUGUUUUGGAGUUCUAAACUAAAUAGGUCUAGCAGCGGUUUAAUCUUCAUCACGACAAAUGGAACAAAGCUUUACGUGGCAACAUAAUUAUUCCUCAAUUUCGAGUGGAUCUCGAGGCAUUCUUGUAUAUACAUACAUUCAUACAUACAUUAAUCAUACUUAUUUACACUAAUCCAUAUUGAGAUAAAUAGUUUUUAAGCUUGAAAACGGCAAAGACCGGCAAUGGACUUUUGAAAAUAUUUUUUAAGCAAAAUAAAAUUACUAAAAAUAUCAAUUUUCUAUAUAAAA
Molecule: messenger RNA, 1340 nt
Organism: Ceratitis capitata (Mediterranean fruit fly)
Lineage: Eukaryota; Metazoa; Arthropoda; Insecta; Diptera; Tephritidae
Product: inositol oxygenase
Exons: 4
Coding region: 191-1069 (292 amino acids)
Biological process (GO): inositol catabolic process
Cellular component (GO): cytoplasm
Molecular function (GO): iron ion binding; inositol oxygenase activity
Source: RefSeq, a predicted model, not a curated record